Vollenhovia emeryi is the source of this 1230-nucleotide messenger RNA. RefSeq lists its product as uncharacterized. The record is from RefSeq and is a predicted model, not a curated record. The transcript has a single exon. Gene Ontology annotation, molecular function: catalytic activity. The coding region runs from base 1 to 1230 and encodes 409 amino acids. NCBI's taxonomy places the organism in Eukaryota, Metazoa, Arthropoda, Insecta, Hymenoptera, Formicidae.
AUGGCGGAGCGUGGUGCGGGCUUAGCCAUAGUGGCAGAGCCAUGGAGAGUCCCGGAUCGCCACCCAUGCUGGGCGGUAAACAGGGAAAGGUCGGCAGCGAUAUACUGGCGGCGAACGACGGAGCGGCACGUACCGUGCAACAUGAAGGGCGAGGGACCGGGCUGGGUCAUGGUGGAGUGGGGCCCCCUGCUUGUAGUAGGGGUCUACUUUAGGCCCAGCCUGUCCCGAGCCGAAUUAGAAGAAAGAUUGGAAGACCUGGGAACACAGAUCCGGGCGUCCCUGCCGAGGCCAAUGCUGGUCGCCGGGGACUUCAACGCCAAAUCGGCGCUCUGGGGUUCCCGGCGGCCGGAUUGCAAGGGCGCGGAGGUGGAGGCAUGGGCGGACCGCCUGGGCCUCCACCUCAUGAAUACGGGCUCAACGAGCACGUGCGUCAGACCGCAGGGAGAGUCGGUGGUCGACAUUACUUGGAUCUCCCCGGCGGCGGCGAGGCUUGUCACGGCGUGGAGGGUGGCGGAGGAGGUGGACCUCCUCACCGACCACCUCCCGCUGGAAAUGGAGGUCCAGCUGGCUCCCUUGCGGAGAGACGGAUCUGAAGAUGGGAGGCCGCUCAGAUGGGCCAUUAAGAGGCUGGAUCCUGAUAAAUUGCAGGCGUCCCUGGCAGUAGAGACGUGGGCCCCGAGGGCACCGUUGACGCAGGAGGGAGAGAUAGAGGAGGAAGCCAAGUGGCUAAGGAGAACAAUGACGCAGGCAUGCGACUGCGCGAUGCCAAGGGCGACCUUCUCCCCUCGAAGGUCCACAUACUGGUGGACCGAGGACAUAGGGGACCUCCGUAGGGAGGUGAUACGCGCGAGGAGAAGAGUACAGCGUGAGCGAAGAAGAUCGGCUGUGGACCAGCGAACGCUGGAUACCCUUCUUGAAGCGUGGAAGGAAAAUAGGUCCCAGCUGAAAAAGGCAAUCAUGGCGGCGAAGGAGAGGGCCUGGGAAGAGGCCAUCAGCAGCCUGGAGGAAGAUCCUUGGGGGCGCCCUUACAAACUGGUCCUAGACAGACUCAGUAAGGGUGCUUCCCCAACGGUCGAAACGUUAGAGCUGGAUUUUCUAGAAGACGUGGUCCGCACGUUGUUCCCAGCAGCGGGGCGCAACGGUCCGGCGACAAUGCUAGAGGAAGACACUCCGGCCAACGACGAGGAGGCCGAGGAGGAGGAGGGAUGGCGAGAAGACCUGGGAGUCUAG